CCCGCGGCCGGGGCGGCCGUCGGUGCCGGCGCCGCGGCGCGAGGAGCCAUGGCCGGCGCCGAGCGGAAGAAGCACGUUCGGUUCGCCGGCCCGGGGGAGGCGGGCGCUGACGCGGGGCCUGGGCCGGCGGCGGCGCCGCCGCCGCCGCGCCUCCCCGGCGCGUCGCGCGCGGAGGUGGCCGUGGUGGGCGGCAGCUGGCGCAGCGGUCGCGGCGGGGACGGAGCAGCGCUGCGGUGGUGCAUCUCCGGGGCGCUGUGCGCCGCCUUCCUGGGGCUGGGUAUGAGUAUUGCCGUCCUAGGACCUACCUUUCAAAAUUUGGCUGACAACGUGAAUAAAAAUGUCAGUGAUAUUUACUAUAUUUUUGUGGGUCGCUCGCUGGGCUACCUUGGCGGGUCAGUGCUCGGAGGGGUUCUCUUUGACUGCAUGAACGCGCAUCUUCUCUUAGCAUUGUCCAUGUUUGGAACAACGAUAGGUCUUUAUGGCAUACCUUGGUGUAAGAAAUCUCUGUUGUUAACUGUCCUGAUGUCAGUUAUUGGAGGUUCCAUGGGAAUCCUAGACACCGGUGGCAAUAUACUUGCACUGAAUACAUGGGGAACAGAAGCUGGACCGCAUAUGCAGGCCUUACACUUCAGUUUUGCAGUAGGUGCGUUUGUGGCUCCAAUUCUGGCUAAAAUGGCAUUAGGAGGCUCCAUAUCUGAAGCCCUUGCAGUAGAUGAAAAGACAAACCAGUCUGUCUUGAAGUCUGUGCCAACAGCAUCAACUACAUCAGCACUGAAACAGCAUCUCGGUGAGGAUUUUUUGUGGUCCUAUGUUGUUAUAGGGACGUGUAUUCUGUUUGUUUCUUUCUUCUUUUUUAUUUUGUAUUCAAGGAGCAGCUCAGCUCGAGACAAAUCAAAGGCUUCUUUGCAGAAACGUGUAACUGCCAAAUACCACUAUGCCCUUAUUUUUCUCCUUUUCAUAUUCUUCUUCUGCUAUGUGGGUGCAGAAGUCACUUACGGCUCUUACAUAUUUACUUAUGCAAAGGUCUUUGCUGAGAUGAAGGAAAAUGAAGCGGCUGCUUUGAAUUCGGUCUUCUGGGGCGCAUUUGCUGCUUGCAGAGGAGUGGCAGUAUGUUGUGCUGCUUGCUUAUACCCUGGUACUCUGAUCGUGUUGAGUAUCGUGGGCUCUGCCGUCUCCUCUUCAUGCUUGGCAUUCUUUGCAAAACACCCAGUUUCGCUCUGGGCUGGAACUGCUGUAUAUGGAGCUUCAAUGGCUGCCAUCUUUCCCAGUGGCAUUUCCUGGAUAGAACAGUACACUGUUAUACAGGGAAAAUCUGCUUCUUUAUUUGUGGUCGGUGCUGCUCUGGGUGAGAUGUGUAUUCCUGCGGUGGUUGGGUAUCUUCAAGGAAAGUUUCACCAUAUUCCUGUCAUCAUGUAUACUGCACUGGGAACUUCUGCAAUGACAGUUAUACUGUUCCCUGUGAUGUACAAAUUAGCCAACUCUCCUGGUGAGAGCGAUUUGAAAGAAAUGAGUGAGAGUGAAGACCGGAAAGCUUUGUUGUCAAACUCUGGACUUAAUGAAGAUGAAGAGGAUGAGGAGGAUGCAGGUGAAUGGAAUGAAGCAGACUUUGAGGUAAUAGAAAUGAAUGAUACACUGAGAAACUCUGUGAUAGAGACUUCCCGUAAGAUACCAGGGGACUCUCCAGCGAAAGUCUCUUUCCAACCACAUUCAGAUGAUGUAUUGGCAGGUUCUUCAGUGGUGGCUGGUAGCUCCCCUGGGAUAAAAAAUGUGAAUGUUGACCGUGAGAAGAAUGACUGAAGGUUUUUUGUGUUUUUUUUUUUUUUAAGUGACUUUUUCUAGAAAGGGAAAUGCACUUGAAUUGUAACUGUCCUCGUAAAGUGAUUCAAGAUUCUUUUUACAGUGGCGCAGAAUUAUGUGUUUCCACUUCUAUUUGUCCAGUCCUUUCUUCUCUUUCAUUUUCAGUCUGCAGCUAUGUGUCUUGGAGUGGGCAAGUCCAUGGUGAUGUAGUUUGGGUAAUGUGAUAAAAUUUAUAGAUGAUACUGAAAAUGUUAAAAUGUGAGAGAUGUUUUCUAAAUAUGAGGCAUGCAUUUAAGUAAGUAAAUGAUGCUGUACUGUGAACUAAUUUGGAAGACAGGACUGUUCAGACCACUUGCUUUUUUGGGUGUGGAUGAAGAAGGGUGCAAUUCUGAGGUGCUUGCUCACAAAACUUUCUCAUCAGAAAUGAGAAAAAUCUAUUAUUUGUGAUUUUGAAAUUUCUUAUCUCACGAAAGAAGAAUGUUCCUGCUGCACUGAAAAUGUGUGUGUGACAUACAUAAACCAGCAAAUCAAGUUAAAUGUCAGGUGAUGUCCAGUGGCUGUAAAUUGGAUAUCCUGUUGGCAAAAUGUAGAAUUUUUGGUUCUAUUACCAAGACAAAAAGUAUCAAGGAUUAAUUUUUAGGAGUGGAACCCUGUUUCUGGGUCAUUUAAAAGCAGUGUAUGGGAAGGGGGACAAAACUGGUCAUAUUAAUCUGCAAUAAUGCUUAACUCUGAUUUACUAGUUAAUCAGUGAUAACAAAUCUAAGUACUCUAAAGU
Rhea pennata is the source of this 2572-nucleotide messenger RNA. It is a transcript of the gene SLC60A2, whose product is annotated as major facilitator superfamily domain containing 4B. The coding region runs from base 49 to 1797 and encodes 582 amino acids. Gene Ontology annotation, biological process: transmembrane transport. The record is from RefSeq and is a predicted model, not a curated record. The transcript is spliced from 4 exons. NCBI's taxonomy places the organism in Eukaryota, Metazoa, Chordata, Aves, Rheiformes, Rheidae.